CUGCCUUUAGCUCUUCAAGUUUUGGGCUCUUCUCUAUACGACAGAAAUAUAGAUGUGUGGGAAAGUGCAUUAAAGAAAUUGGAAGCAAUUCCUGAUAGCCAAAUCCUUAAAAAACUUAAAAUAAGUUAUGACUCUUUAGAUGACCAUGACAGAAAUCUAUUCCUAGAUGUUGCUUGUUUCUUUGUUAGAAAAGACAGAGACUUCAUUAUUUCAAUACUAGAUGGAUGUGAUUUCCACACAAGAGUAGGGAUUGACAAUCUCAUUGAUAGAUGCCUCUUAACAAUUGAUGAAAAUAACAAGCUAAUGACGCAUCAGUUGCUUCAAGCCAUGGCACGAGAAGUAAUACGACAAGAGUCACCUGAGGAACCUGACAAAAGAAGCAGACUGUGGCAUCAUAAGGAUUCUUUCAAUGUAUUAAUUGAGAAAAGUGGGACCGAAACAAUUGAAGGUCUCAUCCUUAACAUUCAUGCAUCAAACCAAGAUAACUUAUCCUGGGGGGUAAAUAAUUUUAAAAGACACCAUUCUGGUGACUUUCUUGAUGUGUCAACAAUGCUCUAUGAAGGUCAUCCAUCAAAGCGACGUCGUCUAAGCUUCUUGUCUCUCCUCCCCAUAUAUUCUACCUUCAUAGAUUCAUUUGUCACAUCAAAAGACGUAAACAUACAAACUGAUGCGUUUUCAAGAAUGUGCAAACACUGCUGGGAAAAUGGCUUUUAG
Molecule: messenger RNA, 714 nt
Organism: Camellia sinensis
Lineage: Eukaryota; Viridiplantae; Streptophyta; Magnoliopsida; Ericales; Theaceae
Source: RefSeq, a predicted model, not a curated record